AUGUCUGUCUACAUUGCAGAAAAUACUGCAAGCGAGCCUCUAUCCAACGAAGAUGCUCGCUGGGUCGGUCUUAAAAAAAUCACAUACACCGAUCAAACAGGCGUCCAGCGAACAUGGGAAUCCGCCGAGCGUCUCACCCGUCCCAAAGACGCCCUCAUAGACGGCGUCGGCAUCGUCGCCAUUCUCGCCCACUCCCACAGCCCUAAAAUCGUCCUCCAGAAACAAUUCCGCCCCCCGGUAAACAAAGUCGUCAUCGAAGUCCCCGCCGGAUUAAUCGACGAAGGCGAAACAGCUGAAGAAUGCGCCGUACGCGAACUCCGCGAAGAAACAGGCUACGUUGGCGUCGCUACCGAAACCUCGCCCAUCAUGUUCAACGAUCCUGGCUUCUGUAACACGAAUUUAAAAAUGGUGCAUGUCAGUAUUGAUAUGACUCUCGAGGAAAAUAAGAAUCCGAAGCCGAAUUUGGAGCCGGGGGAGUUUAUUGAGACGUUUACGGUUGAGUUAUCGGAUUUAUGGAAGGAGUGUGAGAGGUUGGAGGCGCAGGGGCAUGUUAUUGAUGCGAGGGUUGCGACUAUUGCAGAGGGGAUUCUUCUUGCUCAGAGGUUCAAGCUUUAG
Molecule: messenger RNA, 615 nt
Organism: Fusarium pseudograminearum CS3096
Lineage: Eukaryota; Fungi; Ascomycota; Sordariomycetes; Hypocreales; Nectriaceae
Exons: 3
Coding region: 1-615 (204 amino acids)
Biological process (GO): ribose phosphate metabolic process; nucleoside phosphate metabolic process
Cellular component (GO): cytosol; nucleus
Molecular function (GO): ADP-ribose diphosphatase activity
Source: RefSeq, a predicted model, not a curated record